AUGUGUGACUGUGAGUGUGUGUGUGACUGUGGGUGUGUGAGGCCGUAUACAGACUACAAUGCCCACAAUGCCCCGACGCCCUGUGUGACUCCCAUCAGCUGCCGAGAGCGAAAGUGCGUCAGUUCUCAGUCCGGACCUGAGUCCUGUUCCCCGCGGGGAGAGCGCCGCACAGAGCCCGAGCGGCCGCGGGGACCAGAGGGACAAACCCCCGCCACCGGCCACCGCCCCCCGGCUCGACAAGGGUCUGUGUGUGGCUGGAGUGCGCGGGCCUGACAAUGGCGUCCCGCACAGGGCUGCGGUUGCAGCUGAUGCGAGAGCAGUUGCAGCAGGAGGAGCAGCGGGAGCGGGAGCAGCAGCAGGCAGCCGUGCAUUACAUGCAGCACCGCAUGGCGGUGACGGCCGCCAGCACCCCUGCCAUCAACGUCAGCAACUCCGCACCCCUGCAGCCCCGGCCACAGGUCCCUGUGGAGAUCUUAAAGGUACAGACACACCUGGAGAACCCCACCAAGUACCACAUCAGACAAUCCCAGAGACAGCAGGUGAAGCAGUACCUGUCGACCACGCUGGGCAACAAGCUGGCCAGCCAGGCCCUAACGGCUGGACACUCUCCCCAGGCCCCCACCGUCUCCCCCGGCCUCCGCAAUGAUCAUGUCAUCUCCACCUCCACCGGCAACAGCGCCCCCAACAGCCCCAUGGCCCUGCUCAACAUCGGCUCCAACCCCGAGCGAGAGAUGGAUGAUGUGAUUGAUGACAUUAUCAGCUUGGAAUCCAGUUACAAUGACGAGAUCCUGACCUACACAGACCCUGUCCUACCUCUGCCCAACACCUUGCCGUUGGCGAGCAGUACGCUGGAGGUGUUCGAGGGUCAGGGGCUGGCAGGGCCGGUGCUGGGGGUAACGAGCAGCUCUUGCCCUGCGAACAUCGCGGUUAAAAAGGAAAUGUCAGAUGCAGAAGCUCGAGCGUUGGCGAAAGAGCGACAGAAGAAAGACAACCAUAACCUGAUCGAACGCCGGCGACGGUUUAACAUCAACGACCGGAUCAAGGAGCUGGGAAUGAUGAUCCCCAAAUCUAACGACCUGGACGUGCGCUGGAACAAGGGGACGAUCCUCAAGGCCUCGGUGGAAUACAUUAAGCGUCUGCAGAAGGAGCAGCACCGCACGAGGGAGAUGGAGACUCACUCCAAACGGCUGGAGAUGAGCAACAGCCAACUGCGCUUCCGCAUCCAGGAGCUGGAGAUGCAGGCUCGUGCCCACGGGCUGUCCACAGGCUCGGGGCUGGUGGGGGCCGAGCUGUCCUGCCCCUUCAUUAAGCCGGAGGAGGCGGUGGAACCGGUGGAGGAGAAUGUGAUGGAUGGGGUGCAGCCCCCACAGCCCUCGGCAAUAGUAUUGCCACCAACGCUGGACUUUGGCCAAUCGCUGGAGUUGGGGGAGAGCGGGCUGGGCUUCCCCGAGACCCUUGGCCACUUUGCCGACCUUUCCUUCGGGGCCACUCCGCGGCGGGAUUACGAGCUGGACGCGAUGCUACUGGACACCAUGUCUCCCCUCGGCCGAGACCCCCUGCUCUCCUCGGGCUCCCCUGCGGCCUCCAAAACCAGCAGCCGCCGGAGCAGCUUCAGCAUGGACGAGGCCGACAUCGUGUGAGGCAAACCAGCUGCCAGCGGCGAUCACCAUCACGCUCUCCGGGCCUCCUGCCGCUGAUGGUGUUGACCUAACGGGAAAGUCAUCCUUUUGUUCCCCGAGCGUUUCCCAAACGCCUCCGACUCCUCCUCUCGGCAAGUCAUCCCGGAUUCCCCCGCCCGCUGGUGUUCCCAGAUUUGACACCAUCGCUCGCUCUCUCCCGGCCGCUCCUCAGCCCAUAUGCACAGAACAUCUCUGGGAGUCCAGUAGCUCAGUGGUUAGAGCCCUCUCCAGCGAGAGGACCUGGGUU
Molecule: messenger RNA, 1926 nt
Organism: Callorhinchus milii (elephant shark)
Lineage: Eukaryota; Metazoa; Chordata; Chondrichthyes; Chimaeriformes; Callorhinchidae
Gene: tfeb
Product: transcription factor EB
Exons: 9
Coding region: 276-1640 (454 amino acids)
Biological process (GO): regulation of transcription by RNA polymerase II; positive regulation of DNA-templated transcription; humoral immune response
Cellular component (GO): nucleus
Molecular function (GO): RNA polymerase II cis-regulatory region sequence-specific DNA binding; DNA-binding transcription factor activity, RNA polymerase II-specific; protein dimerization activity
Source: RefSeq, a predicted model, not a curated record